CCCAAAGUCCCGCCCUUCUUUCUUCCUUUUCCGCUCUUGAAAGUUGACGUGCUGAAAGGUGCUCGGUUCUUCAUCUGAAGCUAAGGCUCACAAUCCGGCGACUAGCACCCUCACAUUUAGGCAUCCGACCUUACGACCCUAAAGUCUAACAUCUACAAUGGCUUGCGUGUCCGAGCUCGCCUGUAUUUACUCCGCUUUGAUCCUCCAUGACGAUGAAGUCACCGUCACCGAGGACAAGCUGAAUGCUCUGAUCAAGGCUGCUGGAGUCACCGUGGAGCCUUUCUGGCCAAGUCUGUUUGCCAAGGCUCUGUCCAGCAUUGACAUUGGCAGCCUGAUCUGCAGCGUUGGAGCUGGAGGCGGAGCUCCAGCCGGAGCUCCUGCAGGAGGAGGCGCUCCUGUUGCUGGAGAGGCCCCAGCCAAAGAAGAGGAGAAGAAAGAAGAAAAGAAGGAGGAGUCUGAGGAGUCUGACGACGAUAUGGGCUUUGGUCUGUUUGACUAAGACUCCUGAUUUUAUAACAAAACACAAUAAAAGUGUAAAAAUAGCA
Messenger RNA from Thalassophryne amazonica, 545 nucleotides. RefSeq names its product ribosomal protein, large, P1 (gene rplp1). The transcript has 4 exons. Gene Ontology annotation, molecular function: ribonucleoprotein complex binding; structural constituent of ribosome; protein kinase activator activity. Gene Ontology annotation, biological process: cytoplasmic translation; translational elongation. Gene Ontology annotation, cellular component: ribosome; cytosolic large ribosomal subunit. The coding region runs from base 158 to 499 and encodes 113 amino acids. Lineage: Eukaryota; Metazoa; Chordata; Actinopteri; Batrachoidiformes; Batrachoididae. The record is from RefSeq and is a predicted model, not a curated record.